AUGGCACCGUCAACUGAUUGGGAUGAGAUAAAAAGAUUAGCAGCAGACUUUCAAAAAGCUCAACUUACUUCUACGUCUUUAAGAUUAUCUGAAAGAAACUGCAUUGAAAUUGUCACAAAAUUAAUUGAAUUAAAGUUGAUUGAUGUUAUUUUUACUACUGAUGGAAAAGAAUAUUUAACUCCUCAGCAACUUAUAAAAGAAAUUAAGGAUGAACUGUAUGUUCAUGGUGGGCGGAUCAAUACAGUUGAUGUUGCCAAAGAGCUAAAUGUAGAUCUCAGUCAGAUCAACAACUAUGUCUCAGAAAUCAUCAAAGGAAAGGAGGUGCAGCUGGUUUCCGGCUAUCUAAUAGCUCAUUAUUACUUAGAAAAGGUUGCAAGAGAAGUGAAUGAAAAACUACAGCUUCAAGGUCAAAUAUCAGUUGGAGAAUUAUCUUUGCAGUAUGACCUCCCAGCAGAAUUACUGCAGCACAAUGUUUUGGAGAAAUAUCUUGGCAAAAUAAUUUUUGGGAAGCAAGACCCAUCUGAACCAAGGACUUUCUACACAGAGGAAUACAUAACAAGGACCAAGGCUAAAAUCCGUGGUGCUUUGAUGGGUUUGCUGAAGCCAACCCCAGUUGCUGUAAUUGUAAAUCACUGCAAUUUGACUGAUCGCUUGUUCUCUUCUCUAUAUGAUCAACUUAAUGCUCCUGGGGUACUCACUGGUCGCCAAGCUGGAGCUCUGUAUGUGCCAUCAUGUUACACAAAAUCUCAAAAUGACUGGGUCAUGAGUUUUUACAAACAAAAUAAUUAUUUGGAAUAUGAUGCUCUUUCCCGUCUAGGGAUAUCUGACCCCAAAGGAUAUGUGAAGCGUAUUCUGACAAAUGAAGAUUUAACUUUCCUUAGUAGCUGUGUUAUUGGUUCACAAAUCAAGCAACAGUUAGAAACAGCUUUGGAAGAAUGCAUAGCAUCUAGGAGUUAUUUGGAUGUUGUAACUUUGUUGCCAUCUGUUUUGACAGACACAGACAUAGAAAAUGUUCUUGAUGAACUUUUGAAAAAGUCAAAAUCAACAAUAUUGUUUGACAAUACAGUUUUUAGCAACCACUAUAUUGAAACUUUGAAGCAAGCUUGCAUGCCAUUGACACAGCAAAAAGCAGAAAGUGUUGUGAAAUCAGGUGUAUACCAACAGUUCCAUAUGGAAAAACAAAUCAAUAAAGCUGCUGAGUUUGCUCAAACAUCACAUGUAGACCACAAAGCAGAGAGACGUGAGGAGCGUAGAAGGAAAGCUGCUUCAGGAAAGGGUGGUGGUGGAACUCAAGGAAGGGAAACUAAAACGAAGGCAGUGAAAAAACAUGCAAGAGGAAAGCAGAAUACUCACGACUCUGACUCUGAUGAGGGUCCAAGUGUCACUAAAAAGUCACAGGCACAGUUGGAAAUCAUUAGUGUUGAUGAUGUUGAAAAUGUCAUCAAACAAACUUUAGAGAAUGAAGGUUUAGAAGACUUGGUGACUCGCAUAGCUGAACACUUACAAGGAGGACUUAACCAAAUUGGCUUAACAAUAGCUAAAGAAACUGCUGAUAAGUUGCUUCAAGAUGCUAGUCAAAACAGAAAACAAACUCACACCUCUGCACAGGAUAAAAUCAACAUAUUGGUUAAUGAUAUCAAACUUUAUGAAAAAGGUCUUAAAUCAUUCCCUGCAGAUCAGCAACCUCAGUUUAUCAAAUACUUGUUAAAAUCACUAGGAGGUGAUGUACUUGCAGAGUUGUGUAAAUAUGCAGCAAACCAAUGCAAUAUCUCUGUGCAAGGUGAAGUGUUGACAGUUGAACAGAGAAACAAAAUAAUCAAUGAUUUACCUGAUGAAUUUAUGAAGCCAUUAGUUUCAUUGAAUGGGACAUUGUCUGAACAAAAUAUGGAAUCAUUCUUUCAAGCAAUUGAUGCCUGCCUAUCUGAGUUUGGUAUGAUUUUGAAGAAGGUUGAUAAGAAAAAAGAUAAAUUGCUAGUUCAAAAUCACAGGGAAAAGUUAAUUUCUGAACUAGAAACUUGCGAGGAUCCAGCUUUAAGUUUGCAUAUGGCAGUGUUGGCUAUUUUUACGAUUGUUACACAAAACAUGUUGCAUGCCUCUGGUCGUCAAGUACCCAUUAUUAUAUCAUAUUUGAAAACUCAGCUUAAAGAAGAUGACUAUGAGCGACUCCAAUUAUGGCAUGAGUUAGUUUCAAAAUUUUUGACAUCAACCGAUGACGAAAAAACUGAAGUCGAGGAGAAACUCCUUCAAGAGCUACCUUUAUUGAAAACUAUGGUGCAAGAGAUUAAAAAAUACAAGUGA
Messenger RNA from Spodoptera littoralis (African cotton leafworm), 2298 nucleotides. NCBI's taxonomy places the organism in Eukaryota, Metazoa, Arthropoda, Insecta, Lepidoptera, Noctuidae. The record is from the annotation of a GenBank genome assembly.